Messenger RNA from Drosophila virilis, 838 nucleotides. RefSeq lists its product as uncharacterized. The record is from RefSeq and is a predicted model, not a curated record. Lineage: Eukaryota; Metazoa; Arthropoda; Insecta; Diptera; Drosophilidae.
GCAAGCUUUUGAGCUUGUAUUUUGGAAACACGGCAUAAAGUCAUAUUGGGAAGCUUAACUAAAGUUGGGGGCAUUGAUUUGCAUUUGAGUAGUCCGGCAAACAAUAUACCAUAAAUAUAACCAAAUAAACCACGAUCGAUAAAUUUAUACAAUGAAAAGAAUCAAUCAAGGCGCCAAGCGGAAAGACCCUGGCCGGACGCAGACUCAGACGCAGACUCAGACUCAGACUCAGACACGGAGCAGCCGGAUCGCUGCUUCAGCGAUUGUAGUAAGGAACAAGUUCUCAUUGUUCUGCACGAUUGAAUGGGCAUUCGUCGAGAAGAUGAGGCAGACGAGCGUCAUUCAGAUACUUUUGCUGAUCUACUUCUGACAAGGUUCUCCGACAGCUAUAUAAACGCGCCAACCGACCGAGUAAUUCAACACAAAUCAUUCAGUAAUCAACUCAACUUGAAGUUCUUCCUUGCUUGCCUCCUGUUCGCCGCCUGCUUGGCCCUCGGCCAGAGCAGCGCCAUCUAUGGCAGCAGCUACGCAACAGUGCCCAUUGUGCGCAGUGUGCCGGUCGUCCGCCAUGUGCCCGUUGUGCGCCAUGUGCCCGUCGUGGACUCCGUUGCCGUUCCCGUCGUCCACUCCGUCGUGCCAGUGCACCGUGCCGCCUACAUUUCAUCCCCAUCUGUGCUGCGUGUUGGACAUGCCUACGAUGCGCCCCUCGCCUACGGCGGCUGGCUGAAGGAGAAGAAGUAAGCAUUGCCAAUCUGCAGUCCUCCUGGAACGCUGGAACCGCUGAUACGCUUCAAUACUCUUUUUUUUCACUUUUUUUUUUUUAUUUUAAAAACUUAUU